Messenger RNA from Homo sapiens (human), 7561 nucleotides. The record is from RefSeq and is a predicted model, not a curated record. Lineage: Eukaryota; Metazoa; Chordata; Mammalia; Primates; Hominidae.
AGUGCCCGCCCCUCUCGGCCGCCCGACGCUCUCUGCUCGCGCUUGGGCUCGCGAUGGGGAAGAAGUCCCGGGCGGUACCCGGCCGUAGGCCCAUCCUGCAACUCUCUCCGCCGGGUCCUCGGGGCAGCACGCCGGGCCGGGACCCGGAGCCGGAACCCGACACUGAGCCGGACUCAACCGCGGCGGUCCCCAGCCAGCCCGCCCCGUCGGCGGCGACGACCACCACCACCGCGGUGACUGCCGCCGCGGCCUCGGACGACUCGCCUUCAGAAGGCAAGGAUGAACAGGAAGCGGUGCAGGAGGUUCCUAGAGUUGUUCAGAAUCCUCCAAAACCAGUCAUGACCACUAGACCCACAGCUGUUAAAGCAACAGGCGGUCUAUGCUUGCUUGGUGCUUAUGCUGACAGUGAUGACGAUGACAAUGAUGUUUCCGAAAAACUAGCACAAUCCAAAGAGACAAAUGGAAACCAGUCAACUGAUAUUGAUAGUACAUUGGCCAACUUCCUAGCGGAGAUCGAUGCCAUAACAGCUCCUCAGCCUGCAGCUCCUGUAGGAGCUUCUGCUCCACCUCCAACUCCACCUCGACCAGAGCCAAAGGAAGCAGCAACAUCUACCCUUUCUUCUUCUACUUCAAAUGGAACAGACUCCACCCAAACAUCUGGUUGGCAAUAUGAUACUCAGUGUUCACUGGCAGGAGUCGGAAUUGAGAUGGGCGAUUGGCAGGAAGUCUGGGAUGAGAACACGGGAUGUUAUUAUUAUUGGAAUACACAAACAAAUGAAGUGACUUGGGAGUUACCCCAAUAUCUUGCCACACAGGUACAGGGAUUACAGCAUUACCAGCCCAGUUCUGUGCCAGGUGCUGAAACUAGUUUUGUGGUAAAUACAGACAUAUAUUCUAAGGAGAAAACGAUUUCUGUUUCCAGUAGUAAAAGUGGACCAGUCAUAGCCAAGCGAGAAGUUAAAAAGGAAGUAAAUGAAGGAAUUCAGGCUCUCUCAAAUAGUGAGGAGGAGAAGAAAGGGGUGGCAGCAUCGCUGCUUGCUCCUUUAUUGCCUGAGGGAAUAAAAGAAGAAGAAGAGAGAUGGAGAAGAAAAGUAAUUUGUAAAGAGGAGCCAGUUUCAGAAGUAAAAGAAACAAGUACAACAGUAGAAGAAGCAACAACAAUAGUAAAGCCACAGGAAAUUAUGUUGGACAAUAUAGAAGACCCUUCUCAGGAGGAUCUUUGCAGUGUUGUCCAAUCUGGAGAAAGUGAGGAGGAAGAGGAACAAGAUACCCUUGAACUGGAGCUAGUUUUGGAAAGGAAAAAAGCAGAGUUGCGAGCCUUGGAGGAAGGAGAUGGUAGUGUGUCAGGGUCUAGUCCACGUUCUGAUAUCAGCCAGCCAGCAUCUCAAGAUGGAAUGCGUAGGCUUAUGUCUAAAAGAGGAAAAUGGAAGAUGUUUGUUCGAGCUACCAGUCCAGAAUCUACCAGUAGGAGUUCUAGUAAAACUGGACGAGAUACUCCAGAAAAUGGAGAAACUGCAAUUGGUGCUGAAAAUUCAGAAAAAAUAGAUGAGAAUUCAGAUAAAGAGAUGGAAGUAGAAGAAUCUCCAGAGAAAAUAAAAGUACAGACAACACCAAAAGUAGAAGAAGAACAGGAUUUGAAAUUUCAGAUUGGAGAACUGGCAAAUACCCUGACAAGUAAAUUCGAGUUUCUAGGCAUUAAUAGACAAUCCAUCUCCAACUUUCAUGUGCUGCUCUUACAGACUGAGACUCGAAUUGCAGACUGGCGGGAAGGGGCUCUUAAUGGAAACUACCUUAAACGAAAACUUCAGGAUGCAGCAGAACAACUAAAACAGUAUGAAAUAAACGCCACUCCUAAAGGCUGGUCCUGCCACUGGGACAGGGAUCAUAGACGGUAUUUCUAUGUAAACGAACAGUCGGGCGAGUCUCAGUGGGAGUUUCCAGAUGGUGAAGAGGAAGAAGAAGAAAGCCAAGCACAAGAAAAUAGAGAUGAGACUCUUGCCAAACAGACCUUGAAAGACAAAACUGGCACUGAUUCAAAUUCAACAGAAUCCUCUGAAACUUCCACAGCAGUUAAUGAACUGAAGAGGCUUGAUCGUAGUUCUGGAUAGGUGGCUCCACUCCUGACCACUGUCAACAUCCCUUAUAUGUUCCAAAGUUGAAAAUUCCACUGUUACCAAUUCUGAAUGUUCUGUGAACACUUUAGAUGAGUAUUAAGCUGUUUUCUCCCUUUAUGACACACAUAGUUGAUACUGUCUGGUAAAAGGAGGCUCUUGAGCCAUUCCUAUUUAAUUAAAACAGAACUAGUUGUAGUGUAGGAAAAAGCCACUGAUAAAACAGGUUAUAUUCUUAAGCCUCUCUUUAUUGAGAACCCCUAGAAUUGCAGGAUAAACUUGAUCGAAGUAAAAUCCAAAUCUUAAACUAAGUUCUGUGAGAUUUAAGAGCAAUAAUCAACAGUUCUAAGCCUAAUAAAGAGAGCUCUUAAUCAGCUCAGUGGUGGUUAAAACCAGCUAUCUUUUAAAGAAGAGAAAAAACAAAACACAGCAAUGCCCUGUCUCUUCAGAAAAUUGUUUUAAAAAGUUAGCCAGGCAUAGUUAGUGGCCCACGCCUGUAGUCCGAGCUGUUUGGGAGGUUGAGGUGGGAAGAUUGGUUGAGCCCAAGAUUUUGAGGCUGCAGUAAGCCAUAAUUGUACCACUGCACUCCAGCCUGAGCGACAGAGAACAAGACCCUGUCUCAAAAAUAAAGUGGGGGAAGGGGUGCAAAAUUACACUGUGAGAAGCCAAGAAGUUUCAAAGUUCUAUUUAUUUUUCUAAGUCAUUUUUAAUCAUUAUUUGUUGUUUCAGUGUUUGAAUUUAACAUUAUGUUUUUAAAGAUGGAGUGGAUUCUAAAGAUGAGUUGGGUUCAAGAUAUCCAACAUAUCUUUUAUAUUGGGCUUAUGUCACUUAGGUGAAGUUGAGCUCCUUUUUCUUUUUAAUCUCCAUGGAACAAUUUGUAUAAUUUCUUGAUUUAAAUUGCUAAACUGAGCUCUUCAUUCAAAAUACUAAACAAUAAUUUCUCUUUGGGGGGAAAAUUAAGGAAGGCUUUCUAUACAUAGAAAUAAAGAUGCCUAGGCCGGGUGCAGUGGCUCAUGCCUGUAAUCCCAAUACUUUGGGGGGCUGAGGCGGGUGGAUCACCUGAGGUCAAGAGUUCAAGACCAGCCUGGGCAACAUGGUGAAACCCUGCCUCUACUAAAAGUACAAAAAUUAGCUGGGCGUGGUGGCAGCUGCCUGUAAUCCCAGCUACUCGGAGGCUGAGGCACGAGAAUCACUUGAACCUGGGAGGCGAAGGUUGCAGUGAACCAAGAUCAUGCCAUUGCACUCCAGCCUGGGCGACAGAGCAAAACUCUUUAUCUAAAAAAAAAAAAAAAAAAAAAGACGCCUACAGAAGCAAGGUUCUUAGGUGCAGUGACUCAUGCCUGUAAUUCCAGCACUUUGGGAGUUUGAGGCAAGAGGAUCACUUGAGCUCAGGAAUUCAAAACCAGCCUGGGCAAUAUGGCAAGACCCCAUCUUUGCAGAAUAUUAGCCUAGCUUGGUAGCACGAGUAUGUGGUCCUAGCUACUUGGAAGGCUGAGGUGGGAAGGAUCACUUGAGCCUGGUAGGUUGAAGCUGCAGUGAGCUAUAUUCACACCAUUGCACUCUAGCUUGAACAACAAAGUGAGAUCCUGUCUCAAAAAGAAAAAGGAAAAAUUACAGCUCACGGCUGUAAUCCCAGCACUUUGGGAGGCCAAGGCGCGCAGAUCACUUGAGGUCAGGAGUUUGAGACCAGCCAACAUGGUAUCACCCUGUCUCUACUAAAAAUACAAAAAUUAGCCAGGUGUCGUGGCGGGUGCCUGUAAUCCCAGCUACUCGGGAGGCUGAGGCAGGAGAAUCGCUUGAACCCAGGAGGCAGAGAUUACAGUGAACCAAGAUGACACCUCUGCACUCCAGCCUGGGCAACAGGCUUAAAGACUCCGUCUUAAAAAAAAAUUAAGAAUUUGUAUUCUCAUAACAUAUUCAGUUUUAAGCUUGUAGCUUUUAAAUCUUUGAGCACGUAAUAAAAGCUGCGUAGGCCAAGUGUGGUGGCUCAUGCUUGUAAUCCCAGCACUUUGGGAGGCUGAGGCAGGAGGAUCACCUGAGGUCGGGAGUUCAAGAGCAGCUUACCCAAUAUGUAGAAACCCCGCCUCUACUAAAAAUACAAAAUUAGCCAGGCGUGGUCGCAUGCCUGUAAUCCUAGCUACUCGGGAGGCUGAGGCAGGAGAAUCAUUGAACCCAGGAGGCGGAGGUUGUGGUGGGCCAAUAUCACACCAUUGCACUCCAACCUGGGCAACAAGAGCAAGAGUCCAUCUAAAAAAAGAGCUGUAUAUACCACUUUAAUCUGUCCUUGGGCUUCAGACUUAAAUAUUCUCUUAAACAGCAAAAAUACUAACUAAGUUAAAUUUAAAAGCAAGGAGAAGCAUCAUUGUAAUACGACAUCCAUGUGUAUUCAAACUAGAAUUUUCUGAUGGUCUUCGUAAGAUAAAGGAGAUAAUUGUCAUUUCUAUGACACAGCUUUUAUAAUUUGAAUAAACUUAGUUGGAGAUUGGAGUAUUUUUAUUAUUUAUUUUCAUGUGAGAUGGGUAAUGUGCUGACCUCAUAACAAAGUUUGAGGGAGACACAUUGUAUGUGAGAAUUUGAAGUGCUUAUGAAGUACAAAAGCAGAGGCCAGGUGCUCACAUCUGUAAUCCCAGCACUUUGGGAGGCCAAGGCACACAGAUCACUUGAGGUCAGGAGUUUGAGACCAGCCUGGCCAACAUGGCGAAAACCCCUCUCUUACUAAAAAUACAAAAAUUAGCUGGAUGUGGUGGUGUGGGCCUGUAAUCCCAGCUACUCGCGAGGCUGAGGCAGGAGAAUCGCUUGAACCUGGCAGGCAGAGGUUGCGGUGAGCCAAGAUUGCGUCACUGCACUCCGGCGUGGACAAGAGAGUGAGACUCCGUCACAAAAAAAAAAAAAAAAGAAGAAAAGUAUUGGAUUCACAUAUUCUAAAAAUGCUCGUCAUUUGUGGCUAAUUUUAUCAAGUCUAGUUUAAUCUCAUAUUUACAGAGUUUAGUUAAUUCUAAUUAGCUUUGUUGGAGGUCAUAAACCACAUUAUUAACCUUGAACCGACUCUGUGUUUACUUGAGUUCCUCUGCAUAAUAGCAUGUCACCACCAUCAUAAACAUGUUGGUAUUGCAUUAUGCUUCUAGAGGAGACAUCCACCAAUAUUUGAAAAUCUGGCUGGUCCGAGUGCAGUGGUGUUUACAACUAAUUAAUCACAACCAGUUACAGACUUUGUUUCUUCUCCAGUCCUGCUGCUUCACUUGACUAGCCUUUUAAAAAAAAGAAAGAAAAUAGAGAAAAUCUUAACUUAUAUUUACUUACUGUAUGUUGUGAUUAGUUUAAUAGAAGGGAGUUUAAUCCUUAAUAAUUAAGUUAGUCCUCAACGUUUAUUGACUUAGUUCUGAUGUAGUCCUUGUGUACUAUUGUAUAAUGUAGACUACUUGGCCAUACUUGAUUUUGUCUAAAAGUUAAUGCAUAAAUUAAUAUUAAAUAUGGCCAAAUAUAAAAGUUUAAUGAGUCAUUUGAGGUCAUUUAGCCAGAAAACUGCAUUUAUGUUCCUGGUGAAUUUUUUUCAAUGUCCUUUUCCAAAAGUGGCAGUAAGCAGCUGUCUUAAAAUAAGGAGACAGUGGGAAUGAUGUUGUUAAAGUCUUUUAUACAAUGUAUUGUCUGUCUGUUCCAUAAAAAGUAAAACUACUCUAUUCGUGACCAGCUUGGGCAACAUAGUGAGACUGUCUCUUUAAAAAAAAAAAAAAAAAAAAAAUUAAAAAUUAGCAGGUGUGGUGAUGCACACCUGUAGUCCUAGCAAUUCGGGAAGCUGAGGUAGGAAGAUCGCUUGAGCCAAGUGUUUGAGGUUAGAAUGAGCUAUGAUCGCACCACCUACACUCCAGCCUGGGCAACAGAGCAAGACCCAAAUGGCUCAUGGUUGCUUUGUUUGUUUUACCUUGUUGAGUGCCAGUGUGUAUUUUGAGCAAAGCAGUGUAAAUGGCCUUCUUGCCCUAGAGUCUUUCAUAAUUGAGCCUUAUUUAAUCUACCACUUUUGACCAUGAAAUUUAACAGGUGACUUCUUCUGGGUAUCUACUCCAGGUGAAGUGAUAUUUUUUUUGACUGAGAUGUCUAAAGCUCUUGGAUUCCUGGUAUCUCACCAGGACAUCUUAGUAAAACAGCAAGUAUCAGAUGAGGAAUCAGACUUGAGUUCUAGCUCUGGUCUGGCCACUAACAUUGAUAUGAUCUUGGGCAAGUUAGUUCCUGCCUGGGUUUCAUUACCUUUAACUGAGGAGGUUGAAAUAGAUGAUUUCUCAUGUCUCUUCUACUCCUAAAUUCUAUGAUUUUAGGGAGAAAAUCCCCUUCAACAUUCCUGGGAUAUAUAUCUAAUAGUCCCAUAUAUUGUGAAACUUCCCUAUUGACGAUAAAGAGGGCUGGGGAAGGCUACAAGUAAGUAUAUCCUAUUUUCUCUAAUCUUUAAAGGUUUUCCCAGCAGAGAAAAGACAGUAAUCAAUGAUGGCUUUUACAAAGUUUGAGGAAAGCUGAUCCUGCAACUUUUCAGCUGCAAUUUCGUAAUGUAGACUUCAGCAACAGCAAUUUCAAAACCACUGCAGUUUUAAAAAAUCUGAGUUAUAUACUUUGAAGAUUUAUCUUCCUAAAUUUCUCUUUUAUCGCAAAAGUAAAAAUUGCCAUCCCUAACUUGUGUCUCUGUGAUAUCACAAAUGAAUGUAAUGUAUGCAAGGGUGUGAAGGAAUGAUAUAGUUGACAGUAGCACCUUGCAAAUGGAUUUUUUAAAUUUAGUAACCCAAAUUAAACACAAUGGGUAGAACUUUCCCGAGUAUUUUGAAUGAAUAUUCUGGGUUGUCUUUACUCACUUUGUCUAGCUCACUAAAAAAUAAAGUAUGUGUAAUAAUUACUGCAGGUGCACAUUAUUCACUCACUCCUUCACUUUUGAAAUAGACUCCAGACUAUUACCUUUUAUUUGUGUAUGUUGAAGCUUGUGAGUGUUUGAAAUCAAAAACUUCAAACUACAGAUUCAGAUGACUGCAUUUCUCGUUGAGUUGAUGUAAUAUUCUUCUACUCAUCCAUAAAUAUGGACCCGAAGGACAAGUAUAAUACAGAUGGGGAAGGUGCUAUGAAGUUCAUAAAUUUAUCUUUCCGUGGAAGUCAUUUCUGAACUGAGUUGUUCAAUAUUUUAGCGAUAUCAGUAUAGAAUAGAUGCCUGUGGGCCAAAUUUUUUUCAAGGAAGGAGCCAUUCCCUGCUGUUUGACACCACAUUCUGUAUUGUUUUGUACACUGUGCUAGGUUCCUAUAAAUGAUUAUCUUACUGACCAGUUGAACAUUUCUAUGAAUAUAAGCCAGGGAGUUUUUUUCUUGCUUUUUCCCUGACUCUUACCUGUUUUCAUAGGUUCUCUUUGUAAAGAAUCCUUUUCUGGUCAAGUUUCUUCUUCAUCACUCAUGCCACUUACUCCAUUCUGGACCCUCCUUCA